Molecule: messenger RNA, 5062 nt
Organism: Mercenaria mercenaria
Lineage: Eukaryota; Metazoa; Mollusca; Bivalvia; Venerida; Veneridae
Product: telomerase reverse transcriptase-like
Exons: 28
Coding region: 3-4775 (1590 amino acids)
Biological process (GO): telomere maintenance via telomerase
Cellular component (GO): telomerase catalytic core complex
Molecular function (GO): telomeric repeat DNA binding; telomerase RNA binding
Source: RefSeq, a predicted model, not a curated record
UCAUGGUGGAGGUUUCGCGCCAAAUGUCAAAAAUGGAACUUCUUAACCGGUAUUACAAUAUACGUACACUAAAAGACUGGCUAAACAGACGCAGUGACGGAGACAUGAACAUAACUGUAUUGUUAGAUACUGAUACUCAAAGUUACAAGACACUACUGACUUCAGUGUAUGUGUGUGAGGACAGUGACCGAUGCCCUCUGCCCGGCGUCUUAUUGUCUCAUUACUAUGAGCAGAGGGAACUCAUUUUAAAUGCCAUAGAGAGAAUUUUAUGCAAGAAAGGGUAUGGAAAGAACAUCCUCACAUAUGGAUUUUGUUUGAUGUCUCCAGAUCCUUUUGCACAUAGUUGUGGUGUUAAUGUUGAAAGUAGAUAUCCUAACUCCUGUGUGAACAGAUUAUUCUAUCCAGCAUGGGAGACCUUACUUUCCAGGAUAGGUGACACACUGAUGAUGUACUUGUUAGAACAUACAUCACUCUUCUUACAGAUUACACCGACAUGUCUGGUUCAGAUAACAGGUACACCUAUACAUAACCUAUCUGAAACUGCAGUGGAAGGGAACACUAAAAAAUUCCAUAAAGUUCAGAAAGUCUGGAAUGGAAAUGACUUAGAACAGAAGAACGUUGAUAGAAUUAUGAAAAAUGAGUGUACAGUAGGUGAGAUUGGAAUAGGACUUGAACAGCUGAGUUCUAAACAUAAAGAGUUAGAUUCUAAAGAGAACAAAGAAGAAUUUGCUUCUGGUACAGGUACCAAAGGUGGUUCAGACAGUCUGGUUGUGCUGGAAACAGAAACAGACAUUGAACAUGGCAGAAAUAGACAGACUGGAGAAGAUCGUAAACACAUAUUUUUGACUAAAAAUGAAAACCUAAUGCAUAGAACAAUCUAUAGAUCGUGCAGUAAAAAUGGGUCCUUAAAAACUAAUUUGGAAGCAACGGGGAAAAAGAAGAGAAAAUUUGAAGACAUCAGUGAAGACCGUUUUCAAAAGUUGAAAAGAGAGAGUGAAAAAUAUGCAAAAAGUAGCAGGCAAAAAACAGAUGAUCACAUUUCAAAUACACAUGAUGACCUGGAGGACUUAGACGUGAGAACUGAAGAGAAUCAAGCAGAUGAUGUUGUGAGUAGAAAAGAAAUAUAUCCAAGAAAACGAAAGUUUAGUGAAGUGUCUUGUACUGAUAGUGAAAUUGAAGUCUGUAUGCAGAUGGGCAAGGAUACUAAACGCAGAUGUUUGGAAAAUAAGUAUAAAAGAAACAUUGAAGAUGUUACAAAUACUGGUAACACAAAAGGUGAUGAAACCAUGCAUGACAUUGUCACGCCUGAGGCAGGACAUAACUUAGAUGUAACAAAAAUAGAGAACAAAAAGAGUGUUUUCAGAACUUUGAAAAAGAUCAGAAACAAGAGGAAAAAAACAAAGAGAAAAAAUUUCAAGAUUUCAGAAGAGAGGAAUAAAUCCAAAUCUUCUUUUUGUCCAUUUGAAUACCAUUUACCUGUACCUAGAAACAAUGUGUUAUUUAGCAGAAAUCCAAGAGAAAGGCUACCAAAAUCAGUAUUACUAUCAAAACUGGACUCUACCAUAGAAGAUACCUUGCUACUGUAUAAAGACAUUUUCCAUGAGACCAAAGUUUUCAGGAGAAGUGAAGUACAAGCUACCUACCCUGAUCUUCAUGAGAUGAGGAGGGCUUUGAACAUUCCUGAUAAGGGUUUAAAUCUCACCCAAGACUCCAAAAUCCCUCGGCAUUCUUUCGUAAACAGUUUCCAAACAAGCAACAGAUCUUGUGAGAACGGUCAUCCAAGUUUUUGGAAUGAUUCGACUGGUAAUAAAAUGGGUACGACAUAUUUGACUUGCACAUUUGAGCAAGCAGGAACUUCAAGACAAGUCAGUAUAAAUCAGUCUUGUAGAGAUUUGUCAAGUUGUAGUAAAUCAAAGAAUUGUUCACUACAGUCUGUGGUGACAAAUGAUGAAACUGGUGAUUUAGAAGGUACAUGCAAAUCUAAACCUAGCUCAGAAAUGUUAGAUUCUUGUAAAUUUAAAGUGGAUAAUGCUCUAGCUGUUGGUAAAUGUGAAAAUGGAAUCAAAGAGAGAGUCAAAAGCUGUGAAAAGGAAACACUGCUGGUGAAAAGGAAAUGUGAAAUUCUUCGGAGAAGAAAGGUAGAGUUAAACCAUUUUGCGACAGGUGAUAGCAUAAAGACAAACACAUCAGUAGUGGACGAUGGCAUACACUUUGACAUACCUGCAUAUGGUGACAAUAUUGUAUCUGCAGUAUCACUUCAGGAUAAUAGGUUCACACAGGGUGACAGAAUAAAGUCUGUAGUCUCGGUAGAGGGUAACAGUAAAGAUUGUCAUUGUGAUGGUGUUGUAGCUGGGCAAUGUGGAGGAAAUGGAGUGGAUUUUGAAUGCCAGCAGCAGAAACAAAAGUCUUCUAGUACCAAUGUGGAGUACAUUAGAUCCAGUCUCGGAACAGGGAGACCUGGAAUGUCCUUUAGAGCUGAUAAACAUCCAGCUGUAACUGAGGCAAGUGCAUUUAACUGUGAAGAAAAGAACAGUGAUGGUAAGACAGAAGAUCAAGCUUAUGUAUGUAGCAGUCAACCUACAGAAGUUGCCAAUACACAGACAAUAGAAAUUCCCAUCAUGCCAGAAGUUAUACUUUUGCUGAAACAGUUUAUUGAGAGACACAGGAGAUGUCCGUACAGAGCACUUCUAAAUCACCAUUGUCCCAUUAUAUGCAAGAAAGCAGCCUCAGUCGGCUACCUUAGGAAAAGGCAAGGUUUACUGAAAAGACGUGGUAAUUACUCUGUAUCAGAAUUGUUGAGUAACCAUCAUCAUCAUCGGAAGGUAUACUUGUUCCUUAGAGCCUGCAUAUUGAAGGUGAUGCCAGUUGCUCUGAUAGGGACCAAACAUAACUUGAAUAUUCUACUGAAAAAUGUGUCAAAGAUGAUAUCACUAGGAAAGUAUGACAGACUGACACUUGGCCAGCUCAUGUAUGGAAUAAAAACCACACAAAUUGACUGGCUGACCGAUGCAAGUUCUAACAGUGUCAGACUCCAUGUACUGGCCAAGUUGAUGCUUUGGUUGUGUGGCUAUGUCUUGGUCCUGUUGAAGACAUAUUUUUAUAUCACUGACACUGGAUUCCUUAGAUACAGACUCGUCUACUAUAGACAGACCACCUGGAAUAAACUUCAUAGUCAAGGUUUUAAAGGUUUGAUAAACAGAAAGAUUCUCAAGACUGUUUCAGAGAAAAAGGUUCUAGAAUUGUUGCAAAGCAAGACCAGUCUCGGUGUGUCGUUGCUAAGGUUUCUACCAAAGCCACAAUCUCUCAGACCAAUUACCAAUAUGGGAAACUCAUUGUUGGUCAAUUCAUGGCAGACACAUUCUGUGAACAAGCAGAUACUGGAUCUACACAGCGUCAUGACGUAUCUAAAGAACCGUAACCCAUCUAUUAUCGGCCAUGGAAAGCUUGGCACCAAUGAUAUCUACAAGUCAUGGAAGUCAUUGGUCGGGGAUUGGAAAAAGUCGGACUGUCCCAAGCUGUAUUUUGUCAAGACAGAUAUUUCUAACUGUUAUGAUUCAAUCAGACAGAAUAAGCUGUAUGCUAUAAUGGAGGACAUCUUGAAAAAAGAGAUGAAUGAUGAAGAAUUUAUCAUCAGAAAGUAUUUCACUGUUGGAAUAAAGGAUGGAAACAUGUACAGAAAGUUUCAUCGUGACGUAACCCCAAUGUCCGAGUUCAACCCUGAUUUCUCAUCCUUCUGUACACAGAAAGCAAAUAAGGAGAAGCUGAAGAAUGUCAUCUUUGUGGAUAAGGUUGUAUACCAGCAUGAGACAUGUGAGUCACUGCUGAAGUUACUGAAGAGUCAUCUAUUCAACAAUUUGAUAAAAGUAGGGAACCACUACUGCCUGCAAACCUCAGGAAUCAGUCAAGGAUCAGUUAUUUCCACUUUACUGUGUAGUUUUUACUACGCUGACAUGGAGAGAAGUCUGUUCAAAUUUACUGCGGGAGAAUUCCUGAUGAGAAUUGUGGAUGACUACCUGUAUGUUACACCUUCGCAAGAACAAGCUGUUACCUUCCUGAAUACAAUGAUCAGAGGGGUUCCAGAAUACCACUGCUGUACCAACAAGGAGAAAAUUUUAACAAGUUUCAUGUUUGAACAUAAUGAUGGCAUCCUACCCAUGGUCUCAAUAGACUGGUUUCCUUGGUGUGGUAUAUUCAUCAACACAAGAACACUAGAAAUCAGCAUGGACUUCACCAAGUACUCUGGUUCCAGUAUCAAAGACACAAUGACUGUUGAACUGUCUAAGACACCUGGAAAGUCCUUGAAGGACAAACUUUUGUUUUCUGUCAGACAGAAGUGCCAUUCUUUAUUUGUGGACUCCAGUAUCAAUUCAGAAAAGCAGAUUUUGAGCAACCUGUAUCAGAUGUUCCUUUUGGCCAUGUUCAAGCUGCACUCACACAUUCAGAAACUUCCCCAUAAACAAAGGGCUCAGAAUAAUACUCAGUAUUUCCAUGGAGUUAUCAGAGAGAUGGUGAAUGUGGUAGGCAAGCUGGUGAAGAAGUAUCUGUCCAGGGAUGAAAGUGGUGUGACAAAUGCAUCAAAUAUUAUCACUUGGCUAUGUUUGAAGGCCUGCUAUGUGAAGCUGAGUAGACAUCACCCACUGUAUAAACAGCUGUUGAAAAACGUAAAGAAACAGUUGAAACAUAAACAAGACUCUUUGACUAGUGAAGAUGUAGAUCUGCUAAAUGCUGUUGUGGAUCCAAAUGUACCAGAGGCUUUUCGUCACUUUCUUCCAUAAGUGCAUUUUACCCUUGUUUUGAGUGCAUAUGUGUAGUGGUUUUAUAUAUCCUGCAUGUUGCGACAUCAUUACUGGAUUCAGAAAGAAUUUUAAUUGGUUUGAUAGAUGAAUUUUGUCUGUUGUGAGAAUUAAUUGCGUGACAAAAUGAAAUAACACCCCUUAACAUAACAAACCAAAAUGAAAACCACAUCUUAUAGUUUCUACAUAAAGUUGAAAUAAUAAAGAUCAACUGUAGGGUCCCAUAAUUUAUCUUACUGAGUAGAAGUGAAUAAAGAAAGAAAACAUAA